CCGAGGCGUUCGAGGUGCAUACAGGAGUAGGACAGGGCUGCCUGCCUGCCUGCCUACCUAUUAUCACCGAUGAUUUUCCUCAUUGUGGUGGACUGGAUUAUGCGUUAGACUGUGAGUUGAGAGUGAGAAGAUAAAAUUACGAUGGACGACCGCUAAGAAGACUCUAAGAGAUCUGGCUUACGUGUGUGGAUGAUAUAUGCCUAAUGUCACACAAACUCGAAGACUUACAAGCGAAAAGCAACAAACUGGCUGAAGAAGCAGGCACGCAGCGAAGACAGGACUCCAAGUGAACAUAGAGAUGACGGAGGUGAUGAAGAUAGCCAAUCACCACCUUGCGCCACCAACAACAAACAGCACCAAUCACACAAUCAACGGGAGGGAUUUAAUAGAGGUUACUUCGUGCCUUCACUUGUCUAGCUAUGCAACAUCCUCCCAACUACAGCCAGUCGGAACGGAUGAAGAUGUCAAAACCAGCCAGCCAGCCAGCCACUCAGUCAGUCAGUCAGAAUCGGAAAGGCAGGAUACACACGCCUUCAUCAACCUGAAUCCAGUCUGGAAAUCUCCUGCACUCAGCCAUCAUAAACAACAAGAUUCGGAUUUUCAACACGAAUGUGAAGUCAGUCACUUCUUCUAUACGGAUCAGAAACUUGGCGUGUCACGAAAAGGAUUUCCAACAGGUCUCAGACUUUCAUCAACAGCUUCCCACUUCGCUGGCUCUAUACUGAAGAUCAAAUGACCGGUGGAAAGAAUUAGUGACAAGAAACUCUGGCCGAGAACAAACCAACCAAGAGCCGAUCGCUCAACAAAUAUGUAGGAGACAGUGGAGAUAGUCCGGGCAUAUACUGAGGAGGCCGCCGAUUGACAUCGCAUCCCAGGCCAUCGCUCGAGUGGAAUCCAG
Trichobilharzia regenti is the source of this 898-nucleotide messenger RNA. The record is from the annotation of a GenBank genome assembly. Lineage: Eukaryota; Metazoa; Platyhelminthes; Trematoda; Strigeidida; Schistosomatidae.